Molecule: messenger RNA, 2130 nt
Organism: Corylus avellana
Lineage: Eukaryota; Viridiplantae; Streptophyta; Magnoliopsida; Fagales; Betulaceae
Source: RefSeq, a predicted model, not a curated record
AUGAAGAAGUUGUAUGAUAAAUGGAACAUCCAGGGUUUCCUUCUCUUAAGUCUCUCAUUACAGACCAUUCUAAUUCUGCUUGCACCAUUCAGAAAGCGAACAGGGCGUGGGUUGGUAAUCUCUCUGAUUUGGCUAGCUUACUUGGUGGCCGAUUGGGUUGCUAACUUUGCAGUGGGACUUAUUUCCAACAGUCAAAAAUAUAGUGGGAUACCUAAUAAUGAUCAUGCUGACAUUCUAGCUUUUUGGGUUCCCUUUCUUUUGUUACACCUUGGUGGUCCAGAUACCAUAACUGCUUUUUCUCUGGAGGAUAAUGCCCUCUGGCGAAGGCACUUGGUUGGGCUCCUGAGCCAACUUGCUGCUACUAUUACUGUCUUCAGUCAAUCCUUUCCCAAAAACAAGUUAUGGGUUCCUACUGUCCUUGUGUUUGUUGCUGGAACCAUCAAGUAUGUUGAGCGAACUCGCGCUUUAUUUCGUGCAAACCUGGAUGAAUUCCGGGAGUCAAUGCUUAAAGCACCUGACCCAGGGCCUAACUAUGCAAAGCUUAUGGAUGAAUACUCUUCAAACAAAGAGGUUGAACUCCCAACUCGGAUACAAUUGAUACCGGAACCUAAUAAAGAAUCUCAGACUGGACGUUAUCCGCGCGAUCUCUAUGCUUUUGAGGAAGUUGAAUAUGCUUACCACUUCUUUGAAAUCUUCAAGGGUCUCAUCGUGGAUCUCAUCUUCAGUUACCGUGAGCGUCACGAGAGCCAGAUGUUUUUCUUUCAUGAAACCCCAGAAGAUGCUUUUAAAGUGCUAGCAAUUGAACUCAACUUCAUCUAUGAAGUUCUCUAUACCAAGGUUGUCGUGGUGCAUUCAAUGACUGGAUACUUGGUCCGGUUUAUAUCCUGGUGCGCGGUUGUGGCAGCCCUUUCAACCUUCUAUCCAUUAGAUAAGCAUGGUUUUCGCAAUAUCGAUGUUGGAAUUACAUAUACCUUGCUCUUUGGUGCCAUAGGAUUGGAUACAAUUGCUCUCUUUAUGAUGACUUUCUCUGAUUGGACUGCUGUUUCCUUCAGGAACUACUUGUCGAGGCAUUUUAUUAUUGCAAUAUGCUUCUGCGGCCCUCUCUCCUAUCUCUUUGGAUACAUUCUCCAUCUCAAGAAGAUAAACUGGGGGGAAGAUAUAGAAUCAAUGAAUCGCUUGGGAAGGGCUAGAAGAAUCCUAUUCCGGAGAUGGUGUGAAUCAUUACAUACAUUCAACUUGAUAGAUUAUUGUGUACAAGAACGUCCAAAAAGGAUGCCUACAUGCUUUGAUGAUUUUUGCUAUAAAUUGAUUUGGGUCAUCAAGACAUUGGGCCCUAAGGGUUUCUAUGAUCAGAUGAAUUACGUUUCCACGAAACCAUUAAAAAGAAAGCUAUGGGUUUUCAUCUUUGAUGAGUUGAAAAUGAAAUCCAAUCUCUCAGAUGAUCCUAACACUACGAAGAAGAUAUAUUCCGCCCGAGGUGAAUGGGUUCUACAAAAUAUUGAUGAAACCAUUGAGACUAGUAAGUUGAGGCAUUAUAUUGCCGACGUCGAUUAUGAUCAGAGCCUUAUAUUAUGGCAUAUUGCUACAGAACUCUGCUAUCAAGAAGACAGUAGUAAUACCGAUGAUCAUCGUGAAUUUUCUAAAAUCCUUUCAGAUUAUAUGUUACAUCUUCAAGUUAUGCAGCCUACUAUGAUGUCUGCUGUAGCAGGUAUUGGCCAAAUAAGAUUUCGUGAUACCUGUGCUGAGGCCAAAAGAUUCUUCAAUGAAAGAGGCAUCGAUCAACAUGAUUAUAAAGGGGCUUGUACUAGAAUCCUUAAAGUAAAUACUGAUGUGGAACCUGUUGCUGUGAAGGGAGACAGAAGCAAAUCUGUACUGUUUGAUGCAUGUAUUCUCGCCAAAGAGCUACAAAAGUUGGUGCAGCAUAAGAAAUGGGAACUAAUGAGUACGAUGUGGGUGGAAUUAUUGUCUUAUGCCGCAAGCCAUUGCAGGGCCAAUGCUCAUGCUGCUCAACUAAGCAAUGGAGGAGAGCUCAUCACAUUUGUUUGGUUAUUAAUGGCUCAUUUUGGCUUAGGGGAUCAGUUCCAAAUAAACAAGGGCCCGGCAAGAGCAAAAUUGAUUGUGGGUAAGUAA